Molecule: messenger RNA, 2356 nt
Organism: Paramecium sonneborni
Lineage: Eukaryota; Ciliophora; Oligohymenophorea; Peniculida; Parameciidae
Source: the annotation of a GenBank genome assembly
AUGUUUAACAAUACUUAUUAUAGUUCUAUUUAUCGUGAUUCUGAAGGAAUUAAAACUGGAAUGAUAAUUGAAACUUAAUCAGAAUAUGGAUCGUACUCUACUUAUUCUACCACAUCUUAUUAUGAUCUCUUUAUGUUUGUCGAUAUUCCUUAAUAUCCAAUUUAUUUCUCAGCUACAAGUAACUUUACGUAAAUAUAACAUUAAUUUUAGUAAUUCUAAUGUAGGAUGGGGAUUAAUAUCAAUCCAAGUUACAUCAGGACUUCAUCAUAUUAAUUGCUUAAUUCAGGAAGUAUCUUAUGAAUGUAAGAAAUGUAAUUCAAAUUAUUAUGUCAAUAAGUAAGGUAACUGCGAUCGAUGUUAGAAUGAUCUUUAAAAGAUUGUUGGGGAUAAAUGUUACGAUUUCCAAGAUGAAACACCUUGUAAUAAAAAUAAAUUAUAUCUAGAUUCUAAACUUUUGAUUAAAGAAUAUUUUGAUAAAUCCAAUAAUCCAGAUUAAUAUUCAUAAUAUAAAUUAAUUUCCAAAACAGGCGUAAAUUUAUUAAAAGGUAAGGAUAUAUAUUAUUCUUAUUGGCAAUAAAUUAGAAUAUUUGGUGGACCUUAUGUUUGGAGUUAGGCUGUUUUUGAGAGGAUUCAUAAAAUAGAGAAAGCACACCAUAGCAUAAGUAUUUCAUUUUAAAUUGUCUAUGGCCCUAGUUUCCCUUCAAAUAGUAAAUUUAUUUAUACAAUUGAAACAAAUUUACCAGUAUCUUGUUAAAAAAGUAGUGCAACAGCUAAUUAUCCUGAUGGUUCAAAGUUAUAAACAAUAAAUGAAAAGAUUACUCAUAAAAGUGAUCAAUUAACUAUUAGAUGGGAAUGUUAGGGACAAGACAAUGAACCAAUAUUAGCAUAUUGUGGAAUUUAUAAAUACUAUAUUAUUGUUCAUUAUUGUUAGCCUUAUUGUUUAGAAUGUAGUGAUUAAAACAAUUGUAUAAAUUGGGAUCAAUAUGAUUCAAGUUUGAUUAAGGUUUCAUAGAGUGAAUGUUAAAGUUAGGAGUACUAUGAUUCAUUCUUUUUAAAAUGUAAAAGUUGUCCUACUCAAUGUUAAAGUUGUAAAUCAUCAAUUGAUUGUAUUGAUUGUAAACCAACUUACACUCUUACUAAAUUAGGAUGUGUUUGCAAAACAAAUGAAUAUGAUUCAGGUUCAUUGUGUAUUAGUUGCCCAGAAUAAUGUGAACAAUGUCUCAGCUCUUCAUUUUGUUUAACAUGUUCAAUCUAAAAAUUUAGAACUUUAUUAAAUGGAUAAUGUGUAUGCUUUGAUGGAUAUUACUCAAUUUCAACAAGUCUUAUCUGUCUUAGAUGUCAUUUAUAUUGUAAAACAUGUUUAGGACCAUCUUAAGAUAAUUGUAAAGAGUGUUAGAAUAUACAAAAUAUUGAAAAAGUUGGAUCUACAUGUAAAUGUUAAAUGGGUACUGCAUUCUUGGAUCAACUUAAAAUAUGCGCUCCUUGUCAUUAAACUUGUUUAACUUGCUUUCGAAUCACAAUUGAUGGCUGUUUGAAUUGUGAUUCUAAUUUACAUCGAGUUCUCAGAGGGUUAAAAUGUGAGUGUUAAUCUGGCUAUUAUGAAUUAGAUAAUAUUUGUUAAAGUAUAUUUAUAUCAUUAAUUUAAGAUUGUCCUAUUGUUGAAGAUAGUGAUCUAAUUCAAUGCUAUAAUUUAUGUAAUGGCAAUUAAUUAUUGUGGCAUACUAAUAUAUGUAAUAAUUGUGAUAUAGGAUAUGAAUUAAUCUUAAAUCGUUGUUAACCCUAAUGUGGAGACUCUAGAUUAUUAAAUUCAUUUGAAGAAUGUGAAGAUGGCAAUAACAAUUUAGAUGAUUUAUGUUAUAAUUGCAAAUUUUAAUGUCCUAAACAUUGUUUAACCUGUAAUUCUACAACUACUCUUCCAUGUCCAGAUAUUUGUGGUGAUGGAAUAAUUACAGGUGAUGAAGAAUGUGAAGAUGGCAAUAAUAUACAAUAUGAUGGAUGUUACUAAUGUAAAUAUUAAUGUUAAACUUCCUGUACUAAAUGUAUUAUGGGAAAUUGUUUAGAAUGUUUGACACUUGGAUGGGUGGUUGAUACAUCAACGGAAUUAUGGACAUGCAAAGAAUAAUGUGGAGAUAACUUAUUAGUUGGAAACGAGCAAUGCGAAGAUUUAAAUACUUAAGACUUAGAUGGCUGCAAAGAUUGUAGAUAUUUUUGUCGAAUUGGUUGCUUAUCUUGUGAUUAUUCUAUCAAUAAAUGUUUAAGUUGUGAAGAAACAGGAUAUAUUCCUGAAAAGUUUUAUUGUAGAAAUGAUUGUGGAGAUGGAAAAAUAUUAAAUGGUUUUUAUAGAAUAUUGUCAUGA